AUGCAUCACACUAUUAGCGGAGCUGUGGCCGUGGCUUUGGCCAGCUUCAUUAGCGCUGUCGAAGGCCAUGGCUUCGUCAACGGCGCCCGGGUGAACGGCGUCUGGACUGCAGGGUCCGACCCCCUCUGGUGGUAUGCGCAGCAGAACAACCAGCCCCUCCCCGUGACGGCCGGCUGGAGGGCUCUGAACCAGGACAUUGGCUUUGUCGAGCCGGCCAACAUGGGCACGUCCGACAUCGCCUGCCACAAAUCAGCCAAGACCAACACCGGCUUCAUCAACGUUGACGCCGGCAGCACCAUUACUCUCUUCUGGAACACCUGGCCUGAGGGCCACAAGGGACCUAUCAUCAACUACCUGGCCCCUUACAACACAGACUUUGCAUCCGCCGCCGCGGGCAGCCUAAGCUUCACCAAGAUCGGUCAGGGUGCUCUCAUCACCGGCGGGUCCAACUCCAAGUGGGUGACCGACACCAUGCUGGCCAGCAAUUUCAGCACCCCCGUCACGAUCCCCGCCAAGCUCAAGCCGGGCAACUACGUCCUCCGCCACGAGAUCAUUGCCCUGCACGCCGCCGGCAGCGACAACGGCGCCCAGAUGUACCCGCAGUGUCUAAACCUCAAGGUCAGCGGCAACGGCACCGUGUCUCUCCCCACCGGAGUCCCCGCCACGCAGUUGUACAAGCGCAGCGAUCCGGGCAUCAUCUUCAACUUGUACCAGGACAUCAAGAGCUACCCCAUCCCCGGCCCCUCGUUAUGGACUGGGGCAAACUAG
Molecule: messenger RNA, 768 nt
Organism: Microdochium trichocladiopsis
Lineage: Eukaryota; Fungi; Ascomycota; Sordariomycetes; Xylariales; Microdochiaceae
Product: glycoside hydrolase
Exons: 2
Coding region: 1-768 (255 amino acids)
Source: RefSeq, a predicted model, not a curated record